This is a messenger RNA of Cynara cardunculus var. scolymus (artichoke), 2058 nucleotides long. Its product is annotated as ruBisCO large subunit-binding protein subunit alpha. NCBI's taxonomy places the organism in Eukaryota, Viridiplantae, Streptophyta, Magnoliopsida, Asterales, Asteraceae. The record is from RefSeq and is a predicted model, not a curated record. Gene Ontology annotation, molecular function: ATP binding; ATP-dependent protein folding chaperone. Gene Ontology annotation, biological process: protein refolding. The coding region runs from base 98 to 1957 and encodes 619 amino acids. The transcript has 10 exons.
UAAACCUCCCCAUCCCAUCAACGAAUCUGCGACCCAAUUUCAUUCCGAUACAACCUUCGCUUUCCUUGGUGACCAAAUUUCAGCAAAUAAUCCACAAAUGUGGUCAUCUCUUUUAUCUUCCUCUCCGAUAUUCACUCAUCCUGUAUCUUGUUCACUCCAUGAAGUGUGUGGAAAACAAAGAUUUUGUGGGGUAUUCUGGAGAAGGAAACGGAAUUUGAUGAAGAAAAUGGUGGUGGUUAAAGCAGGAGCAAAAAGGGUUUGUUUUGAUAAAGAAUGCAGGGAAGGUUUGGUUGCUGGGAUAGAUAAGCUUGCUGAUGCUGUUUCUGUCACUUUAGGACCUAAAGGCCGCAAUGUCGUUCUUUCUGAAUCUGGAACACUUAAAGUUAUUAAUGAUGGUGUCACGAUUGCUAGAGCCAUAGAGCUUUCUGAUGCAAUUGAAAAUGCAGGAGCGGUGCUUAUUCAAGAGGUUGCAACUAAGACAAACGAUUUAGCUGGCGAUGGUACUACCACUGCAAUUGUUCUUGCAAGAGAGAUGAUCAAAUCUGGAUUAUUGGCAGUAGCAUUUGGAGCUAAUCCCGUUUCUUUAAAGAAAGGAAUGGAGAGGACUGCGAAAGAAUUGAUCAAAGUUUUAAAGAAGAAAACAAUUCCGGUCAGUAAAAGGGAUGAUAUAAAAGCCAUAGCUUCCGUCUCUGCUGGAAACGAUGAAUUUAUUGGAAGCUUAAUUGCUGACGCGAUAGAUAAGAUCGGCCCUGAUGGAAUAAUUUCUAUUGAAUCCUCCUCAUCAAGUGAAACUUCUCUGAUGGUUGAAGAAGGAAUGAAAAUCGACAAAGGAUACAUGUCUCCUCAUUUCAUCACAAACGAGAACAAUUCAUCUGUGGAAUUUGAAAAUGCUAAAGUCUUGAUAACUGAUCAAAAGAUAUCAACUGUCAAAGAAAUUGUUCCUUUGCUAGAAAAGAGUACUCAAUUGAGCGUCCCUCUGCUCAUCUUCGCCGAAGAUAUCUCAAUGUCAGUGCUGGAAACACUAGUAGUUAACAAAACUCAAGGCUUACUCAGGGUUGCUGUUGUCAAAUGUCCUGGGGUUGGGGAUCGAAAGAAAGCUUUACUGCAAGAUAUUGCCCUGAUGACAGGUGCUGAUUUUCUCUCGGGAGAUUUGGGUUUGUCCCUUGAAGGGGCAACCUCUGAUCAGCUUGGUAUUGCACGCAAAGUAACCAUAACAAGUAGUUAUACAACUAUUGUUGCUGAUCCAUCCAUGAAAGCUGAAAUUCAAGCAAGGAUCUCGCAGAUAAAGAAGGAUCUUUCUGAAACAGAUAAUUCGUAUCUUUCAAGAAAGCUUAGUGAACGAAUUGCAAAACUCUCUGGUGGUGUUGCUAUUAUCAGGGUAGGAGCAUAUACUGAGAUGGAACUUGAAGACCGAAAGCUACGAAUCGAGGAUGCAAAAAGCGCCACUUAUGCAGCUAUGGAUGAGGGUAUUGUGCCUGGUGGUGGAGCAACCUAUAUUCAUCUUUUGGAGGAAAUUCCUUCCAUCAAGAAGUCCUUGCAAGAUCCAGAUGAGGAAAGUGGGGCCAACAUUGUAGCAUCUGCACUGCAAGCCCCUGCAAGAUUGAUAGCAGCCAAUGCAGGGGUCGAUGGUGCUGUAGUUGUCGAAAAGAUCAAGACACUUGGCUGGGAAUUUGGUUAUAACGCAAUGACCGACACCUACGAGAAUCUUCUUGCAGCGGGAAUAAUUGAUCCUUGCAGGGUCUCAAGGUGUGCCCUUCAAAAUGCUGUAUCAAUCGCGGGUCGUUAUCUUCAGGGCCCCAUAGGUUUAGUCCAGGUGCAAACAAGCUGGCCGGACGCUCACUGUUACAAAAGAAGUAAGAAAAAUCUGUUGGUGUUGAUGGUCAUUUCCUUGACUGAAACAUUAAUGAUGCAAAGGAAGUGGUGGAAAGCUGCUUAUUUUUGUUUUGUUAGAACAUGAAGCAUGAUGUUAGUAGGAGGUUUAAGUUUAUAGGUUUGAUUAUUUUGUUAUACAGGACCUUAAUGUUGGGAUAGUUUCUGGGAUUCAUAUAAAACUUUGGU